GAAGAGAAUAAAUCGAUGCAACGGGUUUCAGAAUUGCAGCCACAAGACCCACAGCCAGCGGAAUUAACGGAGGUUACCGAUGUUGAAAUGUACUCUGGAAGUUAUGAUGAAGAAAUGCCAGAGGAGGAGGGAGAAGCGGAUGACAGGAGUGGCGGAUCAACGUCUUCAGUGGGUGCAUCAUCGGAUAUGGAUACGGCCACCGAAACAGUUGACAGUGGGCACCAAGUGCAACAAAGCACUGAGCCUGCCACUGAAAGCGACGACGUGCGGUCCACUGGAACCGGAACCACCGGCGCGGAGCAAAGCCUCAGCCUCGAGGCGGGGGACGGAAAUUCCGAGAGAACAAUGGGCUCAGACAGCAGCCUCACUCCUUCAAGGACUGACGCCGAACCUACAUCCGCGGAGGACACCGACGAGGUCUCUCGGAAUGAAGGAAGCGAAUUUUCUUUUGAGGACGGCAAGGAGGUGCCACAGACGGUCGACACCAAACCGGAGAAUACAAACACCACGCCUGGAGGCGAAGGGAUCCCCUCAACAAAAGGCGCGGCACGACACUCGGACAACGUCACCUUCACCGGGGAAAUUGCGGAGCUGCUGUCCAUGGGUCUAAACCGUGACAGCACCGUGCAUGUGUGUGUGUCUCGGGUGUUGUUGCUGCUUCUUCUGCUGGGGCUGUGGGGCAUUGUGGCUCUUUGA
Messenger RNA from Trypanosoma cruzi, 696 nucleotides. RefSeq names its product trans-sialidase, putative. NCBI's taxonomy places the organism in Eukaryota, Euglenozoa, Kinetoplastea, Trypanosomatida, Trypanosomatidae. The annotation marks the transcript as partial. The record is from RefSeq and is a predicted model, not a curated record. The transcript has a single exon.